Rangifer tarandus platyrhynchus (Svalbard reindeer) is the source of this 552-nucleotide messenger RNA. The record is from the annotation of a GenBank genome assembly. Lineage: Eukaryota; Metazoa; Chordata; Mammalia; Artiodactyla; Cervidae.
AUGCAGGGCACCGAGCAUCUGUCGUCAUCCACUCUAUUCUGGGCCAAGAUGACCCAGGCGGAGCUCUGUCCUCACGUCGCCCGGCGCUGUGGGGGGCAGGGGAGGGCAGCCAGCCAGCACAAGAGGUGGAGGGAACACAGAGGAGAGGGCUUCCUGGAGAAGGGGCCGCACUGUGCCAGGUGGCCCCAAGGAAGGGACCCAGGCAGGAGCAACCGAGCGUGCAAAGGCCUGGAAGCCACAGUGACUGCUGGGUGGGCAGGGUGGGCACAGCUGGAGGGUGGGGUGAGGGACAGCGAGGAGGCCAGGAGACGCCCCUUGCUACCUGGAGGACCUCACCCUCUGGGGCACCGGGCAGGGAAGAGGGCGCUGGCUGGGUGCCCAGGUGUCUGCGUCCGGGUGGUGCAAACGGCCCUAAGCCACUGCAGACACAUCCGGCUCCUGGUGUGGAGGAAAUGCUCACGUGACCAGCUUGGGAGGGGCAGGGAGGGGAGGGGGCACGCGGAAUUCCAGCCUCCGCCCAGCGAAGCCUUGGCCUUUCCAGAGCAGCCGUGA